Molecule: messenger RNA, 2500 nt
Organism: Thermothielavioides terrestris NRRL 8126
Lineage: Eukaryota; Fungi; Ascomycota; Sordariomycetes; Sordariales; Chaetomiaceae
Exons: 1
Coding region: 238-2232 (664 amino acids)
Source: RefSeq, a predicted model, not a curated record
CUUACAACUGGCACUUCCAAACGGAGCAACAUCGGCUGUCAGCCACCUCUCCUGGGCUGUUGCCUGCUGAGACUUGCGCGGACAACAGAAAAGACACAGACGCCAGCGCCAUGGACAAACGCCACCGAAGCACGUAUCGCCACUUGUAGUUUGCCCACCGGCAGUCCAGCGCCGCUCAGCAAUGCAAAACUGUUUCGUGCAUCGCGUGUCCAGUUACCUCACCGUGCAUGCGGCACCAUGGGUCUCUCGGGCCUCCUCGGCGCCUCCUCGAGCGACCGUUCCGUGAGCCCAAAGAACACGGCUUCGACCAGCGCCGCUUUGUCCCGGUCCCCGUCCCCAUCCCACCCCGGCCCGACACAGCCCGAGCACAUCGUAGAUGAGGCCGAUCUGCCGCCUGUUGACCCCGAACCCCCCGAUCUGCGGGAGCUGAAUGCGUGCCUCGGCGCCCUUGCCGCCGUCUUCCCCGAUGUCCAGAUCGAGGUGUUCCGCGAGAUGUUCGCCAGCUUCAGCGGCGAAUCGAGGCUCGCGCUGGUCGCCGACGCGCUGCUGAAGAACCGCGUCUCUUGGGUCAAGGGGCGGUGGAAGGUGUCGGCGAAUGACGGCCGAACGGAGGAGGUCGUUGUCCCGAAGAAGGAACUGUUCAGGAGUCCCGAGUACAAGCAGGCCGUCAUGAGCCUCGCUUGGCAUGAGUUCAAGGGGCUGUCGCGCUCCACCAUCAACGCCGUCCUGGCCGAGCACAACUACUCGUACCUCGACGCCCGGCAGACCCUGGUCGACCUGUCGUCGAAGUCGUGGCGGUUUACGAUAUCCUCGCUCUUCCUACGGCGGAAGCCCGUGUCGGCCCGCGACGCCGAGAACCAUCCGCUGGUGGUGUGGAAGCCGGCUGGCCAGGGGUCCGUGGUGCCCUCGCUCAAAUCGACGGGCAACGCCGAGCUCGACCGCGAGCUCUUCGACGCGCUCGUCGCGCCCCUGGCGGAACGCAUUCGGGCUGAGCGCGAAACGAAGGACCGGGAGGUGGCGGCGAAGCUGAACAGCGAGGAGGCGGAGAAGGCCGACAGCCUGAUCGAGUGUGCCUGCUGCUUCACCGAGUCCACGUUUGAAGAGUUCACGGCGUGCACCGCCAACGGACACCUGAUAUGUUUCCGGUGCGUGCAGCACUCGAUAUCCGAGGCCGUGUUCGGGCAGGGCUGGCAACGAAGCAUCAACAAGGAGACGGGCACGCUCCGCUGUCCUGCCGUCGAGUCGGAGGACUGCCGGGGCUGCAUCCCCCAGGACCACAUGCUUCGGGCGAUGCUGCAAGAGAAGAAGGGCGCCGAGAUCUUGCACAAGCUGGAGCAGCGCCUUGCCGACCAGAGCCUCUUGUCGAGCAAUCUGCCGCUCAUCCGCUGCCCGUUCUGCGAGUACGCCGAGGUCGACGACAUCUACCUCCCGGCCAGCGAGACGGACCUGCGACCCCGAAUAGACAAUAUCACCAGUCUCGUCUUGAUUUUCUGCAUCAUCUGCUGCAGCCCGAUUCUGUUCGCCCUUCUUCUCCUUUCCUCCCUGGUCGCCGUCCUCGCCAACUCGAAGGAGACUUUCGGCGACCAACUCAUAACCGCGCUCCGCGAGGCGCUCGUCCGCCGGCGGCGGCGUCGCCGCGGCCUCCGAUUCCAGUGCCGGAACCCGGACUGCCAGCGGGCGUCCUGCCUCAGUUGCCAGAAGGCGUGGGUGGACGUGCACGUGUGCAACGAGUCGUCGCUCGUGGCGUUACGCACGCAGGUCGAGCAAGCCAUGAGCAUGGCGGUCAAGCGGGUGUGCCCGCGCUGCAACACGUCGUUCGUCAAGACGGCCGGCUGCAACAAGCUGACGUGCCCGUGCGGCUACAAGAUGUGCUACGUCUGCCGCAAGGACAUCGGUGGCACCGGCGACGGGCCCGACGUCGGGUACCGCCACUUCUGCGAGCACUUCCGGCCCGAGGGCGACGCGCGCAAGUGCAGCCAGUGCAGCAAGUGCAACCUGUGGGAGUCGGAGGACACGGAAGAGGUGCUGCGGAAGGCCAAGGAGGAGGCGGAGCGCAGGUGGAUGGCGACGGAGAAGAGGGACCUGUCCGGCGCGGAGAGGGCGUUCUUGGAGACGGGCCUGCCGUCGCAACCGGCCGCGCGAGGAGGGGUCGGCGCGCUUCUGCGGCGGAAGGGCCAGCCGCCGACGCUGGCGGACUUCUGCGACAUGGUUCUGGACACUGUACUUGUAUGAUUUCAUUGGGAAUACGGAGGGCGUGGGCGUUGGCAUAGGCAUUAGCGGUGCGGGAGUUUACGGCGAUACCCGGGAAAACAGGACGCUUGGCUACUAUCAUCCCAUCAAGCAUGAAUCGGUUCAUCAUGGAAAAUAAGUACGGUACCUUAUUCAUACGGAAUGGGCUGCAAUUCCGCUUUACUACCGUUCCUCUGAGAUAUUGUGGCGGCAUACAUGGGAGUUGCAGCUGUCGAUAUAGCGAUAUUACAUAAUCCAGCUUUACUGUGCA